AUGCAUUCUUUCAUUUUGGAACAAUGUUUUUUUUUGUAUGCUUGCUUUUUUAAAAAAUUUAGACUUUCUAUCUAUCUGUCUCAAUUUAUCUAUCUAGCUCAGUCUGUUCUCAUCUAUCUAUCUAAAUCUGUUCUCAUCUAUCUAUCUAUCUAUCUAUCUAUCUAUCUAUCUAUCUAUCUAUCUCAACCUUCCAUUCAUUAUCUAUCUAUCUAUCUAUGUCAGUCUAUUCAUUAUCCAUCUAUCUUAGUUCGUUCAUUAUCCAUCUGUGUCAGUCCAUUCAUUAUCUAUCUAUCUAUGUCAGUCUAUUCAUUAUCCAUCUAUCUAUGUCAGUUCAUUCAUUAUCCAUCUAUCUUAGUUCAUUCAAUAUCCAUCUCUGUCAGUCCAUUCAUUAUCUAUCUAUCUAUCUAUCUAUGUCAGUCUAUUCAUAAUCCAUCUAUGUCAGUCUAUUCAUUAUCCAUCUAUGUUAGUCCAUUCAUUAUCUAUCUAUCUCUGUCCGUCUAUUCAUUAUCCAUCUAUCUAUGUCAGUCUAUUCAUUAUCCAUCUAUGCUAGUCCAUUCAUUAUCUAUCUAUCUAUCUAUGUCAGUCUAUUCAUUAUCCAUCUAUCUAUGUCAGUCUAUUCAUUAUCCAUCUAUGUUAGUUCAUUCAUUAUCUAUCUAUGUCAGUCUAUUCAUUAUCCAUCUAUCUAUGUCAGUCCAUUCAUUAUCCAUCUAUGUCAGUCCUUUCAUUAUCUAUCCAUUUAUCUAUGUCAGUUCAUUCAUUAUCUAUCCAUUUAUCUAUGUCAGUUCAUUCAUUAUCUAUCUAUUUAUUUAUCUAUAUAUGUCAGUUUAUUCAUUAUCCAUUUAUCUAUAUCAGUCCAUUCAUUAUCUAUGCCAGUUUAUUCAUUAUCUAUCUAUCUCAAUUAUUCAUCUGUUUCAUUUUGUCUUCUUUGCACUGCUCUCUCUCCCUCUCUCUCUCUCCCUCUCUCUCCCUCUCUCUCUCUCUAUGCAGAUCUGCUCUUCUCCUAUUAUCCUCUUCUUCUAUCCCAUUAGUUCACUACUGAGCCACGUGUCUCCUGGUUUGUGCUCUUAUUGCUUCGUGUUAAAUAACUGGUUCUCCCUUCUCUCUGUCACUCUCUCUUUCACUGUCACUGUCACUCACUCUCUCUCUCUCUCUCCCUCUCUCUCUCCCUCUCUCUCUCCCUCUCUCUCUCUCUCUCUGUCCCUUAAAUGA
Molecule: messenger RNA, 1209 nt
Organism: Acanthosepion pharaonis
Lineage: Eukaryota; Metazoa; Mollusca; Cephalopoda; Sepiida; Sepiidae
Source: the annotation of a GenBank genome assembly